Messenger RNA from Glycine soja, 1218 nucleotides. Its product is annotated as truncated transcription factor CAULIFLOWER A-like. The record is from RefSeq and is a predicted model, not a curated record. The transcript has 9 exons. Gene Ontology annotation, biological process: positive regulation of transcription by RNA polymerase II. Gene Ontology annotation, molecular function: DNA-binding transcription factor activity, RNA polymerase II-specific; RNA polymerase II cis-regulatory region sequence-specific DNA binding; protein dimerization activity. The coding region runs from base 291 to 1022 and encodes 243 amino acids. NCBI's taxonomy places the organism in Eukaryota, Viridiplantae, Streptophyta, Magnoliopsida, Fabales, Fabaceae. Gene Ontology annotation, cellular component: nucleus.
CCCAGUCCCAGAUAGUUUUCUCACCAUUUCCGUAUUUUACUUCACCUUUAGUGGGUAGUGGUUACAUGAUAUCAGCACACUUUCACUCACUGUGCUUUCCCGUGACACGCAUCUAUACUUGUCCAGAAGAAGUAAGAUCCAUGAACUAACAUUCCCACACGCUCGCUUCACCAUAUUUGCCACCCUUUUAACCUCACUUCUUAGGGUUAUUUUGCUCCCUUUUCCUUGUUUGGGAAUUGGGUUUGGUUUGGUUUUUCUUGGUUGUAAAAGGAAACAAAGAAAGAACUAAGAUGGGAAGAGGUAGGGUACAGCUGAAGAGGAUAGAGAACAAGAUCAAUCGCCAGGUAACUUUCUCCAAAAGGAGAGGUGGGUUGCUCAAGAAAGCUCAUGAAAUAUCUGUACUCUGUGAUGCUGAGGUAGCUUUGAUUAUCUUCUCUCACAAAGGAAAGCUCUUUGAGUAUGCUACUGAUUCAUGCAUGGAGAAGAUACUGGAACGCCAUGAAAGGUAUGCCUAUGCAGAGAGGCAGCUAGUAGCAAAUGAUUCUGAGACACAGGAAAACUGGACCAUUGAAUACACUAGACUGAAGGCAAAAAUUGACCUUUUACAGAGAAACCACAGGCACUAUAUGGGAGAAGAUUUGGCUUCAAUGAGCCUCAAAGAGCUUCAGAGUUUGGAGCAGCAGUUGGAUACUGGUAUCAAAAACAUCCGCACAAGGAGGAAUGAUCUCAUGUCCGAGUCCAUUUCUGAGCUUCAGAAAAAGGAGAAAAGGAUACAAGAGGAGAAUAACACCCUUGCAAAGAAGAUCAAGGAGAAAGAGCAGGCUGUAGCACAGCAAGCUGCACAAUGGGAGCAGCCAAACUACAGGGUUGAUACAUCUUUCAUGCCACAGCAGCAACCCCUUCCCACCAGUUUGAACAUAUGUGGCAAUAAUUACUGCCAGGAAGCUGCACCAGAACUAGGAAGGAACGGUCUAGACCUGACCCUGGAACCACUCUAUUCUUGCAACCUUGGAUGCUUCUGAAAAGUUGUUUCUUCUGAGUUGGAUUAUAUUAUAUAAGUGCUGGCAUAUAUGAACUACUAUAAGUAGUCUGUUUGAAUGUUUUAUAUGUAUUUUGGUCUAUGGCUUUUCCCUCUACUUUGAAGACAUUAUUUUGAAUUGCUUCUGUUGUAAACAUAUUGAAUUUGAAAUCUAAUUGUGUAUUUUUGAAAUAUGUUAA